AUGCAAUUUCAGCGGCCAUCGCCGCCGCAACAGCAGCAACAGCAACACUAUGACUACUUCAACAAGCAGCCUUGUUUUUCGUCGCAAAACCAUGUCCUACCUUGUUUGUUGGCAGCUAUAAUUCUCAAACAAGCACGCACCAGUGGUAACUCUGGCUUAGAUUGCUUGGCACAGAUCAAGUCAAGUCGAGGACUUGUCAAAAGAAACUCAUCUGCAGCUGCUGUGCACCUACAUCUACAAGACCAGUAUCAACAGUGUCCAUCUUCUUUAUCGCAACUGAGUGAUGUCACUACGCUGGUUACUGAAGAACAAAACCGGAAUCAUCUAGAUACAUACUCAACAAUAACAGAAAGAGUAGGGGCGCAGGACUUUUCCCCGGAACGUACUGCUUCACCACCACCAGGUCCACGCCCGUCCUUUAUGGAGACGAUUGCCGAACUUGAAUCUAAUAUUAAAACAGAUAGCUCGGACAAUCAGAUGAAGGAGUUGCUGCAACAAAGAAUGAACGAAACACUUAGAAGAUGGAAGUUGGAGCAUGAGCUGAAAUUAGAUCAACUAUGUAUGCGACUUGAGCCUAUUCGUCAGGAGCCUGUUCAGCCUGAUCGUGUUGUAAAAAAACGCGGCCGUCCUCCAAAAAAGCGGAAAAUACAGGAUCAACCACCUGAUGUCUCGACUGCCCCCGUCAAUGAAUCAUUAAACAUCUCAGACAGUAUAAUUGACCGUACAGCAGCUUUCCCACAAAGUCAAGCUAGAAUCUUCAAAUGUAUGGAAUCACUUCGGCGUAGCCGAUUCUUUUUAGAGUCUGCUGAUAGAGAUAAGGUGCAAGAUGGCUUUCGUGUAGAGGCAUCUAUUUGGAACACGACAAUGACCACAGGAAUGAUACAGCUGAUUGAAGAGGUGAUACAAAUCUUCUUAUCCCCAUGUCCGACUUAUAAUUCGAGUGUCGUGCAACAAACAGCAUCUUUCGGCAUCCCUGUUAACCUUUCACCAGUUCGAACAGGUUCUUGGCGCUUUGGAAUCAUCAUGGAGCCAAUACCUACUACAGAAGCCAUCCUCACGAUCAAAGGUUCCGGACCAACUGGGGGAAAAGGAGGCGAUAAAGAUAAUCCUCGCUGCGAACUGUCCCAUAACGCCCACCGACAUCCAUUUGAAUCUACUAAAUUUAUGUUACAUAAGCAUCCUACUUCGGGUAAUACUCCGAAACUUGGUCAGGACACUCGAAUGCAUAAAUCAACUAAAGGCAGGGUCCAAAGAACAAUGCUUGACGGUAGGGCUACAGAACCGCGGGAUCUCUUUGAAAUCGGGCGCUAA
This is a messenger RNA of Lobosporangium transversale, 1311 nucleotides long. RefSeq lists its product as hypothetical. The coding region runs from base 1 to 1311 and encodes 436 amino acids. The record is from RefSeq and is a predicted model, not a curated record. The transcript has 5 exons. NCBI's taxonomy places the organism in Eukaryota, Fungi, Mortierellomycota, Mortierellomycetes, Mortierellales, Mortierellaceae.